Molecule: messenger RNA, 1947 nt
Organism: Racocetra persica
Lineage: Eukaryota; Fungi; Glomeromycota; Glomeromycetes; Diversisporales; Gigasporaceae
Source: the annotation of a GenBank genome assembly
AUGUCAUAUUCAAUAAAUCCUUUUAAGCUUGUGCAAAUAUCUUUAUCAUUUAUUUCUACUGCUGAGGCUGCUGCCGCAGGAGAUAAUGUGUCUGAGACACCUUUGGCACCUUCUGAAAAAAAUGAAUAUUUAUUUGAAUCGUCGACAGAAAAAGGAGAGAAAGGAUCGCUUGUACAUAAAAGUGACAAGCUUUUAAAGCUUUUGAUAGGUACAAAAUCCAUCUUGAUGCAAUUUAGAGAGUUAAGUCAAGAAGGUUUUGGUAUCUUAUAUCCUUUUACUGGUCUUAAAAAUAAUUAUGAAUAUCGUCAAUCAUCAAUCUAUGAUCAGCUAUCAAAUAAUUUUCGUAAACGAGUUCUUGAAAGAUUAAAUGCACGUCAAAACAUAGUGGACGAGCCUCAAGAUGAUGCCUUAAACAUUUAUCUUAGAUACAAAAAUAUGACAUCUGCUGAAGAUAUUGUAGAACUUGAUCCGAGUACUAUGGAUCCGAGUACUAUUUCUUUCUUAUUAAACAAACGCAUUAACCAAAGUAUAAAAAGGUUAGAUACUCUUGCUGCCCGUGUGUCUGAUCCAUGCUUGAAAAUUUUAGUAAUAGGAGAUGUAAAAUCAAGGAAAAAAUCCUUGAUAAAUGCUCUUAUGCAUCAUAGAAUAUUGCCAAUGGAGCUACAAAUGGAAAGGAUUCUUUUCUGUGAAAUAUUAAAUGUAAAGGAUAACUCUGGUGAAGAAGAAGUUCAUGCUAUUGAAGAUAUUGAAAAAUAUAAUCGAAAAGAUCCAGCAACAUAUUCAAUAAUCCCGUUAGCGGAUCUAUAUAAUACUAUCAGUAAUUCUACCAGAGAGAUUGCUUGUAUAAAGGUUUACUGUAAAAACAUCCGUUACAUCCAAGAGAGUCUUCUACAUGACAAAUUUGUGGAUAUUGCUUUAAUUGAUUGUUCCAAUUUUCUUCAUGACACUAUUAAAAUCAGAGAUGCUUUUAUGUUUAUAGCUAGUUCUGAGAAUCGUAUUUCGUCGUCGGUCAAAGAUUUGUUAUCUAAAUCUAAUAAUACUUUUGAUGAAAGCAACAACUUAUUUAUUGUGUUAAAUCAGUUUGAUAAUAUUUCAGACCAAGUAAAUUGCAAGCAGAUGGUCACGAAUAAAAUUGCAGAAUUAUGCCCAAGCAUUAAACGUGAUGUAGAAUUGCUUCAUUUUUUACCUACCAAAAAAAAGCUUUCCUUCAAUGUCGCGAAUGAUCUCCAUCAACUUAGAGAAUCUUUAGGUAAUUUAGUAACAAAAAAAAUAUUAAAGACCAUAUUUGUACCAGCACAAGAUUACCUUCGUUCACUUGUUAUAGAUAUUGGAAUUGUUGCAGAAUUCAAUUUAUAUAUGGCAUCAUGUGAGUCCGAAAAGUUCGAACGACAACUCGAAGAGGAUAAAACAGAUUACGAGCAAUUAUGCAAAGAUUUAGAUAAAAUUAAUUCAAAAGCCACAAAAUACGCCAAAACAACAUCUAAUUUUAUUUACAAAAAUUCGAAAGACAGGACAAUAAAUGCCAUCGUUAAUAUGGAACAAAAGCCCACUAUUAAUAAAUUAGAUUUUCGUGGGGUACUUUCAACAUUAAGCUUUGCAAACAGUGUCCGUGAUGCUAUGAUAAAGGAAAUUUCGGAGGAAAUUUCUAUGUGCGAGAUAAUAGCAAAAAGACAAGUUGAUAUUUGUAUUUCUAAAAUAAGUUCAUUGGCAGAAAGAUUAGAAGGAGAAUAUAACGAAAUCAGCCUUGAAGAAAUGUAUUCCGGCCCUACGCUUUCAGCUUACAUUAUUCAAUUUAAUUUCUUGGAAUUUUUCUAUUUCAAACAAAGCCGUGAUCUGAGUACAAACGAUGAUAGACGCAUUACACUCGCAGCAACUUCAAAAAUACUUACAUUUGCGAAUUUAUUGGGGGUUACAAAUUUUCUAGGGUUGCCUAAAACGCAACGUUGG